This is a messenger RNA of Pseudophryne corroboree (corroboree frog), 1554 nucleotides long. It is a transcript of the gene GFY, whose product is annotated as golgi associated olfactory signaling regulator. The transcript is spliced from 6 exons. NCBI's taxonomy places the organism in Eukaryota, Metazoa, Chordata, Amphibia, Anura, Myobatrachidae. The record is from RefSeq and is a predicted model, not a curated record. The coding region runs from base 47 to 961 and encodes 304 amino acids.
CCAUAAGUUUCCAAUUAGUAAUUUAACAGCUGCAGUGUCUAAAUACAUGCGUGGUCUUAGUAAAUCUGUUUGGCUGUGCUGUUAUUCUGAGGAAAUGAAACUGUUACUUUGGAUAAGUUUAAUGCAUAUUUUAUAUGCUACAAGAUGUAAUUGUCAGUUACAGCCUUUAUAUCUGACUGACUACAAAAUUGACAUAUUUUCUGAAAAUACAGUUCUAUCUACAGUCAUCUGGCUGAAGCCGGCUUACUGCCUGUAUGAGAAUUGGAUGUUACAGGCUUUAAAUCCAUCAGUGGCUGUGAGGAAGACUUCACUAAUAGAGAUUCAGAUCAAAGUUGCAGGGUACAAUGACUCCUACAUUGUCCCAGACCAGUUCAGCGUGCCACAGUGUAUGUCAGUGUUUGGGGAACCUUCGCUAACAGCGGACUAUGUGUAUCAGGUGGGACCAAACAUACAAAAUCUGAAUGGUAGCCAAAUUCGAAAAAUUCUCCCAGGGACUACUUAUACGAUACGUUAUGUAUUGUAUAAUGCUGAUGGAAUACAAGUUGCUUACACCAACUGGUCACAACCCAUAAAGACACGUGGGUCAGGGAUGAAGAAGUUUUUCGGAGCCCACAAGUUGCUUGCGUUGUUUCUUGGUAUGGCUGGGGUACUUGCUUGUCUGUUCAUUCUUGUCUACUGUAUCUACAUCCGGCAACAUAAGGAGGACAUGUUUUCCCACCACAGACUCUAUGGUGAAGGCUUUGAGGACCCAGUGCUACAUCUGGACACUCCAGUGGAUCACCUUGACUUCUUCUCCUUUAGAGAUACAGAGUUUACUCCAGCUUCGACCCCGCAGCACCAGUGUCAGAAAUUGGAAAGUUAUGAAUCCAAUGGAGACUAUAGGGUGGAUGCUCCAAAGGGCACUUCAUCCAAUGAACACCUGCAGCAGAUCAUCCAGAUGGGGCCAAUUAAGUUCUCCUAGUCUGAGCUCUUCACUGUCUCUGGACUUGGUGGUUGUGUAUGAAAUUGACUUAAUUGACAAAAGCUCAUAAAUUUAUGCCGUUCUACAAUGCAGUUCUAAAGAAUAAGCAACAUUUUGAUUGUUACAGUUUGUAUGUAGUAGUUUACAGAACUCAACGUUAAUAUAGCAUACUGUACUUCCUAACAUGACCCAUUCUAGGAGGGACAAAAUGCUCUUUUCCUGGACUUCCUUGUUAAUGUAUUAUUGCUGUCGCCAACAUUUUACCCUCCAACAUUUUACACAUAAAAAUCGGUACAAAUUAGAAAAGGGGGCAUAGCCACACCUUUUCCUAUACUUUCAAUGGAAGUUUGGAGAGCCAAAAAUCGCUACAGACCAUAAAAAAAAAGGUACUGUACCUGCUAAAAAGGUACAGCUGGAGGCUAUGCAUCACCUGUGUUAAGCUAGUUAGUUUAUAAGAAAGGUGUUUCAACACAAGUGAUGGCAAUCAUAAAUCAUAAAUUAAGAGGCUUGUGCCAUCCUGGAGAACAAGUAAUGUAACCAAAGUUCAGGAUGUAUAUGUUCAACAUUUAACAAUUAAACAUUAACAGAAUGUC